Messenger RNA from Aspergillus pseudoviridinutans, 1269 nucleotides. RefSeq lists its product as uncharacterized. The record is from RefSeq and is a predicted model, not a curated record. The transcript is spliced from 3 exons. Lineage: Eukaryota; Fungi; Ascomycota; Eurotiomycetes; Eurotiales; Aspergillaceae. Bases 1 to 1269 code for a protein of 422 amino acids. Gene Ontology annotation, molecular function: FAD binding; oxidoreductase activity.
AUGCAAAUCAUCUGGCGAGACUCCGACUCCAACUCCAACCCCACCUACGAAGCCGCCCGCACCCGGGGUGUCUUCAACAAGCGCCAUCCACCCAAAUACCCCCUCGCCAUCCUCAAAGCCAGUUCUGACGAGAAGGUGAUAUCAGCUGUUCAGCUAGCAAUAACGCAUAACGCCCGCAUCGCCGUUCGCGCAGGAGGACACUCGUUCCCCGUGUGGAGUCUACAGGAUGACGCCGUGCUGAUUGAUCUAGGUGAAUGGCGGGAAUGUGUUGUUGACGCACCCAAGGGCAUUGCGUCUGUGACGCMGGGUGUUACCAGUAAGGAGGUUAAUGAGGUGUUGGUGAGCCAGGGGUUGAUGUUCCCUGCGGGUCAUUGUGGGGAUGUUGGCCUUGGGGGGUUUUUGUUGCAGGGGCGGAUGGGGUGGAAUUGUGGGAACUGGGGAUGGGCGUGUGAGCGGGUUGAAGCGGUGGAGGUCGUCACAGCGCAAGCGCAGAAACUUUUCUGUAAUGCGGAGCAGAACGCGGAGCUGUACUGGGCUGCUAGGGGGGCGGGACCUGGUGAUGACGGUUUUCGGUCGUCCGGGUACAUCUAUCCGGCGAGGUUAUACCGAUCCGUCUUCAGCUGGGUGCUUUCGAUGGUACCCGAUCUCGAUCGCGAUACCGAGAUUACUGCGCUAUCGCAGUUCCUAAAUGGCGAGCUGUGCUUUUCCAUCCUCCUAGUCCGUAUGAAAGAGACAACCGCCCAAGCAGCAGCAGCCUUACAGCCUCUCCACGAGACUAGACCCCCCGGAGCAUUGAGGGAGUGGUACUGCCAGGAAGAUAGCCUGGAGAACCUAUACCGCGCAAAAGCCAAGUUCCACCCCACGGAUCGCAGGUGGUGCUCGGAUAAUACCUACCUCGAAGACAAGCACAACGUAGUGGAUAUCCUCGAAGAAGGAUUCCUCACUCUCCCGAGUCCAGACAGCUACGCAUUCUGGUGCCCGAUUGCACCGACUAGUAAGAGGAAACUACCGGAUAUGGCGUUCAGCAUGCAGUCGGACAAUUAUUUUGCAGUGUAUGCGGGCUGGAAAGACGAAGCAGACGAUGAGAGGUGCCGGUCGUGGUUGCGGCUUGUUAUGGACAAAAUCAGACCACAUGGGGUUGGGGCGUAUAUAGGCGACUCGGAUUUCUCUGUGAGACCUGACCGCUACUGGGCGGAGGAGAACGAGAGCCGGUUGAGGGAGAUUCGUCGGAGAUGGGAUCCUGAUGGUCGGUUCUGCGGGUUCCCUUGA